ACCAGUCCGAGUUGGUUGAUCCGAGGCGACGAAGCACACCGACUGGUAUCCGCGCUGGAGACGAGCGAGGAGCCGCGUUCAGUGCGCCCAGCCCCGCCUGCAGACCCGCGCCUCGUGCGCCACAGGAUGAGCCCGUUCUGGAGGUUUGGACACUUCGGACAGCAGCGCGCGGUGGGACACGGGAUUUAAGUGGAGAAGUUGGCUUUCGCAGCGGCGGUGGCGGAGCCGAGGACUGUCGGUGUCACGUUGUGACGGGGAUUUCGGACUUUCCCCCCCCCCAACUGUCGCCAAACCGCUACCCGAAGCGCGAGGGACUUAAGGAUUUUAAAGUAGUUUCAUGGUUUUUUUAUGAAGUUUAAAGUAUAAUAAUGGCGGUUGUACUUCUCCUGAAUGAUUGGUGACACCUGAUUUGCUGUCAAAACGGGAUAUUUUUGGUCGGUGACGGGGAGUUGUUGGACAGUUUUCUCGCGGCGUCGGAGGCCGCCGUCCCGCCGGACAGCAUGCGAACGGAGGAUGUCGUCUGAGUCCGAGUCGGGCCUCGCUGCUCUGCGCCUCACCUCGCCGUCCAGAGGGAUGACGGCGCUGUGGUGCUCACUCUGGAUCUCCAUCCUCCUGCCCGUCUGCGUCGCUCCGGCCAGGCUGCCCACCGCUCUGCCCACAGACACUGUGUCCAGUGAGACAGCCUUUCUGGAGGACUAUGUUCUGGGCAUGGGGGACACCCUGGAAAUGUCAUGUGACCUGGAGGACCACUCAGAGCCCGUCGUCUGGUUCAAAGACGGCGCCGGGCUGGUGCCUAGCAACCGGACGCGGCUGGGCCAGAGGAUUUUGCGCAUCAUCAACGUGUCGUACGAGGACUCGGGCGUCUACUCCUGCCGGCUCGCCCACAGCAACGCGUUGCUCAGCAACUACACCAUCCGCGUGACAGAUUCUCUGUCGUCCGGCGACGAUGAAGAUUAUGACGAAGAUCCAGAAGAUGCAGAAGCUCCGUAUUGGACGAGGCCCGACCGGAUGGACAAGAAGCUCCUGGCCGUUCCAGCCGCCAACACCGUCAAGUUCCGCUGCGCCGCGUCCGGAAACCCGACGCCGACCAUCCACUGGCUGAAGAAUGGCAAAGAAUUCAAGGGAGAGCAGAGGAUGGGAGGCAUCAAGUUGAGACACCAGCAGUGGAGUCUGGUGAUGGAGAGCGCCGUGCCGUCAGACCGGGGCAACUACACCUGCGUGGUGCAGAACAAGUACGGCGCCAUCACCCACACCUACCAGCUGGAUGUAUUAGAGCGUUCCCCCCACAGGCCCAUCCUCCAGGCGGGCCUGCCAGCCAAUCAGACGGUGGUGUUGGGCAGCGACGUGGAGUUCCACUGCAAGGUCUACAGCGACGCCCAGCCGCACAUCCAGUGGUUGAAGCACAUCGAGGUCAACGGCAGCCGCUACGGCCCCGACGGCGUUCCCUACGUCAACAUCCUGAAGACGGCCGGUAUUAACACUACAGAUAAGGAGCUAGAGGUUCUCUUCUUGACCAAUGUGUCUUUUGAGGAUGCGGGCGAGUACACUUGUCUGGCAGGGAACUCUAUCGGCUAUGCUUACCACUCUGCCUGGCUGACGGUGCUUCCAGCAGUGAGCGCGGAGAAGGAGGACUACUACGCCGACAUCCUCAUCUACGUGACGGGCUGCGUGCUCUUCAUCCUCGCCGUGGUCAUCGUCGUCCUUUGCCGCAUGAGGAUGACGACGCAGAAGACGUUGCCCACGCCGCCCGUGCAGAAACUGUCAAAGUUCCCCCUCAAGAGACAGCAGGUGUCCUUGGAUUCCAACUCCUCCAUGAACUCCAACACCCCGUUGGUCCGGAUCGCCCGCCUGUCAUCCAGCGACGGGCCGAUGCUGGCGAACGUCUCGGAGCUGGAGCUGCCCUCCGACCCCAAAUGGGAGUUUCCUCGGACACGGCUGACUCUGGGUAAACCUCUGGGCGAGGGCUGCUUCGGUCAAGUGGUGAUGGCCGAGGCCAUCGGCAUCGACAAGGAGAAGCCCAACAAGCCUCUCGACGUUGCCGUGAAAAUGCUGAAAGAUGACGCCACGGACAAAGAUUUGUCGGACCUGGUGUCCGAGAUGGAGAUGAUGAAGAUGAUUGGAAAACACAAAAACAUUAUCAACCUGCUCGGCGCGUGCACGCAGGACGGUCCUCUGUACGUCCUGGUGGAGUACGCCUCCAAAGGCAACCUGAGGGAGUACCUGCGGGCGCGGCGGCCACCGGGCAUGGACUACUCCUUCGACACCUGUAAAAUCCCAGACGAGCAGCUCACCUUCAAAGACCUGGUGUCCUGCGCCUACCAGGUCGCCCGAGGCAUGGAGUACCUUGCCUCGCAGAAGUGUAUCCACAGAGACCUGGCAGCCAGAAACGUCCUUGUGACAGAGGACAACGUUAUGAAGAUCGCCGACUUCGGUCUCGCCAGAGAUGUGCACAAUAUAGACUACUACAAAAAGACCACGAACGGUCGUCUGCCCGUGAAAUGGAUGGCUCCGGAGGCUCUGUUCGACCGGGUCUACACGCACCAGAGCGACGUGUGGUCCUAUGGGGUGUUGUUGUGGGAGAUCUUCACACUGGGAGGCUCGCCGUAUCCAGGAAUCCCAGUAGAAGAGCUCUUUAAGCUGCUGAAGGAGGGGCAUCGAAUGGACAAACCUGCCAACUGCACCCAUGAACUGUACAUGAUCAUGAGGGAGUGCUGGCACGCCGUGCCGUCACAAAGGCCGACCUUCAGACAGCUGGUAGAAGAUCACGACCGGGUUUUAUCAAUGACCUCCACCGAUGAGUACCUGGACCUGGCGGUGCCCUUCGAGCAGUACUCGCCCACCUGUCAGGACUCCAACAGCACCUGCUCCUCAGGGGACGACUCUGUGUUCGCCCACGACCCGCUGCCCGAAGAGCCCUGUCUUCCCAAACAGCCUCCCAGUAACGGCGUGGUUAGGACAUAAAACCUGAGCUGGAGGGGGGGUGAGGUGGGGGGGGGGGGGGGUUGGACUUUAACCUCCUCUCACAGUUUGAGAUUUAUAAAACACCUCUCAGUGACUCCUCAAGAUAUGGAAAUGAAAACUCAGCAUGCAAUACUUCCGCAGUGCUUCAGCUCGUCUUAAACUCUUCGUCAAAAUCCUCUUUGACUGAGUUUUCUUCCUCCUCCUCGUCCCCAAGAGACUCUUGAAACAUUGAAGGAUUAUUUUGUUGCUGUUGAACCAUGUUCUUCUUUUCAGAAAUGAAAUUAUAUUUUUGUACUCGGGCCAGUCUUUUUGUUACGGACAAUCUUUGGGGUGAAACCAUUCCGUGCCUACUGGGAUGAAAGUGUGAUUUCAAACAUGGAGUGUGAUUUUUUUUAAAAAGGAUACAAGAGGAGGGAAUGAAGGGCAUUGGUCAGUGACUGGUUGGCGACCCAGGAGGCGAGGACCUCAGAUUCACAUCCCCUCGUCUGCACGGAGCCCUUAGACCGCAAGAUGAAAGUGUGCGUAUAACGAGGAUCCGUUGCCAAGAUACCAGCAAAGCCAGACUCAACUUGAUGAUGGGACUCGUUCUUCCAAGACACUCAGUAACUUUUUGUUUUACAGAAGACGCUCCACGACAGAGAGGAUUACGUGAGCAUACAAAGGUGUUUGUACGCCAUCGUCAUGUUUUAGAAUCCCGAAAAAAAACUAGUCUUUUGAUAAUCAUGGAACAAAUUGUGUGAGGCGGAGUUUCAGGGCCAUUCAGUAAUUAGUACAAGAGUGUUUUUUUUGUUUUUAUGUAUCUAGAAAAUUAUUUAUUGUAAAUAUAUAAAUGCAAAUAUGUAUCAUAUUGCUGUUCACAGCCAUGUACUUAAAAGACAAAAAAAUACAUUUUUUAAAGUAUUGUUUUAGGAUGGAAGCAUUGCAGUCUAGAAGACACUGUCAUGAAAGUGUAAAACAUUUAAUCAUUUAAAGUGAUACAGAAAAGAUUUAUUUGAAUAAUUAACAUGUAUAUUUGUAAAGAUAUUUAUAGACUUAACAAAUGUGGUUCUUAAGUUCGGAAGGUCUAGUUUAGGAUUUUAGUACUGUAGGCAAAGAUUUCUAUUUCAACUUUUUUUUUGUAACUUAUUUUACAGCAGAACUGCGACAUUGUUUUUCACAGACUCCUCUGGUUUUUUGAUCCAUCUUUUUUUUUUCUUUUCUCUUUUUACAGUAAAACAAAAUAUAUGAGAAUGUAUGACGGAAUCAAAGGUGAUUUAUUUUGAGCGUGAUUCGACCGACAGAGGUAGACUCGUGGAGCUGAAGGCUCCCGCUAAAGGGAAGCUGGAUGUUACCGCCGAGUUACAUUUCUGGUUUUGAAAGGUUGACGUUUGCAAUAUCAAAGCAACGAUUAAGUCUUGCUGGGCAAGAAAUAGCAGCGCUUCAAGAUUUGUACAGAGAGGCCUUUUAGUACUUAAAGGCAUAUUGAACAUCAACAACAACUAGCUGUGAAUCAUAAAGAGCCUUCAGAGAACCUCAGCAGCCUGUUCAAGGAAAUAUACCUCCUAAUUAUAUGGUUUCACUGUUCAGUCUGUACACAACUACAUUUCCCAGAAUGCUUUUUCAGUACUUAUCAAGGAAGAUGCUUAUAUUUGCAGCAAUCAAAACCAUUUUUAAAAAGCAAGUAGACAAGUGUUAGCGAUAGAUUUUCCAGAGCAAAUGAACAAAUAAGGACAUUUUGGGGUUUUAAGUCAAGUAAAGAAACCACUCCUCUUUAAGAAAUCGUGAAUAAUUGUUGACCAUCAAUGGCUCUAGUCUUCAAGGAAGGUCACAACAUUCUGACAUGUACCGUUAAUAUAUGAGAAUAAAUUAAAAACACGCAAAAGGAACCCCAGCAAUUCAAAGUAUAUCAUCAUAAUUGGUGUUUUUCUUUUUCUUUAUUGGUGGAUAUUUUCUUUUAGAGGUCGCUCUGACGGCUUCGAACUCGUAUAUUGUAACGGAAUGGUCACAGGGUCGAUGCUAACAAGCUGCGCGCGGUGUCAACGUGCCCUUGAGCAAGACACUGGAAUAAAAAAACAUCAGCUUGAAGGCAGACGUGUAAAGCUCUUAUGUCCUUAUUACUGAGUGUUCCUGAAAAACCUGCCCAGAUUGUAUCGCUGCUCUAUAGUAUUAUUACUGAAAUGAAGGCAUGCUGCGACUUACAAGUCACACAGCAAAAAAAAAAUAUAUAUAUAUAUAUAUAGUGUA
Messenger RNA from Cyclopterus lumpus (lumpfish), 5184 nucleotides. RefSeq names its product fibroblast growth factor receptor 3 (gene fgfr3). Gene Ontology annotation, biological process: positive regulation of MAPK cascade; positive regulation of cell population proliferation; multicellular organism development. Gene Ontology annotation, molecular function: fibroblast growth factor binding; fibroblast growth factor receptor activity; ATP binding. Bases 514 to 2961 code for a protein of 815 amino acids. The record is from RefSeq and is a predicted model, not a curated record. Gene Ontology annotation, cellular component: signaling receptor complex; membrane. The transcript is spliced from 18 exons. Lineage: Eukaryota; Metazoa; Chordata; Actinopteri; Perciformes; Cyclopteridae.